AUGGGGAAGAGUGUUGAGUCCGUACAGGACCAGCAAGAUGUGGAGGUCGGCGUGGUGGCAGCCCUGGCUCAGGAAGGGCCGGGCCUCAAGCGCAAUUUCAACAUGAUCAGCAUCAUGGCCCUGGGGUUCAAUACAUCCAACAGUUGGAUUGCUAUUGCAGGAAGCUUGCCCCUGGCUAUUGCAGGAGGUGGCACGGUGACCUUACUGUACGGUAUCUUGGUGGUGUGCUUUGCAAUGUCCUGCACUGGGCUCAGCCUGGCUGAGCUGGCAGCUGUGUAUCCAUCGGCCGGUGGCCAAUAUCACUUCACUUCCAUGUUGGCUCCGGCCCAGCAUCGCCGGUGGUUGUCCUACCUGUGUGGAAUCAUCGGUAUCUGGUCAUGGGUGGCCAUCGCUGCUUCGCUAUCAUUGAUGAUCACGGAGGGUAUCAUGGCUUUGGUUCUCACCUAUCACCCUACCUUCCUUCCACAAUCCUGGCAUUACUUUCUUAUGUAUCAAGCGGUGCAUAUCAUUGCCAUGGCAUACAAUAUUGGGCUACUGUCCAAGACGGUCUGGGUCUAUGACUGGGCCUUCUACUUCUCUCUGGCCCUGUUUGUUAUCACCACAAUCGUCUGCCCCGCACGCUCGGCCGUUCAUGCAGACUCGUCCACCGUCUGGGGUCAUUUCGUCAACUCCUCAAAUGGGUACUGGUCGAAUGGAAUUGUAUUCCUGACCGGUCUGUCGACCCCGUCCUACAUGCUCAUCGGUCUGGACGCCACGAUGCACAUGGCAGACGAGUGUCUUGAACCAGCACGGACAAUCCCGCGUGCCAUCUUGUCGACCGUGGGCAUUGGUUCUGUGGCUGCCUUCGCGUUUGCCUUGGCCAUGUGUUACAGCGUGACCGACUUUGACAGUCUGGUUGAUGCAGCCUCGGGGUUCCCAAUCUACGAUCUAUGGGCACAGGCAAGCCGAUCGACAACCUGCGCGACGGUCUUCCUCGUCGUGAUGAUUUCGAUCAUGUUUGUUUCAGCUUGCGCGAUUCAUUCUACUGCCUCACGGUUGACCUGGUCGUUUGCAUGCGACAACGGAAUCUUUCUCUCGGGGUACUUGAAGCAGCUGGACUACCGACACGGCGUUCCUCUGUACGCUCUAGGCCUCAAUUUUAUUGCCUGCUUCGUGAUUGGAUUCCUCUACCUUGCGUCUUCUUCCGUCUUUAAUGCGUUUGUCGGAACUGCCAGCAUUCUGUCGCAGAUUUCCGUCACGCUACCAAUCGCAUUGCUCAUCUGGCAGCGUCGGUCGGAGAUCUACCUCCCCAGUGGACGCCACUUCGGUCUUUCGUCAGGACUGGGCUACUGUUGCAACAUCGUCGCUGUGGUCUAUACCAUGAUCGUCACGAUCUUCCUCUGUUUCCCCACAUCCUUUCCGCUUACGGGUGGCAAUAUGAACUAUACCGCUCCGGUCCUUGGGGUAAUCGCAAUCCUAACCGGGCUGAAUUGGGUAUUCUAUGCGCGUAGUCGAUACGAGGGUGCUCACGUGGGGUAG
Messenger RNA from Aspergillus brunneoviolaceus CBS 621.78, 1518 nucleotides. Its product is annotated as amino acid transporter. The transcript has 5 exons. Gene Ontology annotation, molecular function: transmembrane transporter activity. The record is from RefSeq and is a predicted model, not a curated record. Bases 1 to 1518 code for a protein of 505 amino acids. Gene Ontology annotation, biological process: transmembrane transport. Gene Ontology annotation, cellular component: membrane. Lineage: Eukaryota; Fungi; Ascomycota; Eurotiomycetes; Eurotiales; Aspergillaceae.